GCUCAUCUGACAACGCUUCCAAACGAGAUCCUUCACAACAUUCUUCAAUGGCUGGCGCCGAGAGACCUCGGGUCACUACCCCGCGUCUGUAAGGCACUUCACAGCUUCGUGAAAGGGAACCAGAAGUUGUGUGAGGAUAUUUAUAUGCACCAUUUUGAUGCGCCUCCGGAUGAUGAAAGACUUGACUGGGAGACGGAGCUGCAUGACGUCGUCAGGUUGGAGAUUAUAUGUCACCGUGACAAGGUUGAAGAUAAGGUGACUAUUGAUAAUGAGCUGAGGUUUGUAUACAAGGUCGUGAACAGGCUACUGAAGCAUGCCUCCUCCGCAGGCCAUGCCUUGGAGACAUCCGACACCCAGUAUGCGUCCCGGAAUGCAGACUUUCUCAAGGCUGUAUUUGAGGAUGAGACCACCCGUGAAGCCUUUCUUCAGAAGUCAUCUCUAUUUGAGAGGGUCUAUAGAUCUCAGCACCACCAGUUACCGUCUGUGCGCAUGGAUAACGAGCAAAGGCAACAGAGCGCCAAGCUACACUGCUUAUACGGCAAGCCAAUUCUCAAGACUGGAAGAUUGCGGUCAGCAAGGACGUACCCUUAUGCCUGCUCCAAAGUCUACGAUAUUCGGCAGUACACCACCAGGAGUCGAUGGGGACCCUUCACGUCAAACGGGGACGACAAAGUGGAUUGGGAAAAGGUGGAGGCGAUUCUUAUUGUACUGGGAAGCAAUAUUUACACCAAGAAGCUCACGCGGCUCUUUAGCGAUGUUUGGGACAGCCCUUUCUCUGGGUCGUGGAAGGGCAGUUUCAUAUCCGCCCCCAAUCCCGAUAUAUCAUCCCUGGAUGCCAUGGAUCCAUAUGGUGUGACCGGCACUUGGUAUAGGAUUGUAUGCUUCCUUGACUACAACGACUUCUUUAGCUACAACUUCACCAACCCCGAACGAGACCAAUCCCCUCUUCACACACUCGAUGUUGGGGAAGCGACUCGUUUAAUCAUCAUGAGAAUCCACGUUACCAAAAUCGAACAAGCCGGACCUGACUCGGAGUUCUCCCCAGAUCUGCCAAUCGUGCACUAUGAGGGCGUCUCUCGCCCGCUUGACGAUUCAUGGGAUGAUAAUGCGUCCUCCGAUCUCCGAGGCACCGUUGGCUUGACCAAGGAGGGCGAGGUGCGGUGGACGUCUGUAUCCAUCUUCCAGGGACAUGAGAGAUGGAAGAGCGAAGGCGUUCAAAUAGGCGGCGUUCGCUCUGGAAAAGGAGUACUGGGAAACUGGUUCGAUAGGGACUACGACCCUCACGGCCCCUGUGGGCCAUCGGCUUUCUGGAAGGCCAGUGACUCAGAGACGGCACACGGUACGCACGCCGUUCUUCCCAGAAAUUUCCUUCUGUGGAGUGCACUGAUCCAGAUGGAAGACUCUGAUGACCCUGAGGGUGAUAUGGAGUACACUGUG
Trichoderma virens Gv29-8 is the source of this 1437-nucleotide messenger RNA. RefSeq lists its product as uncharacterized. The record is from RefSeq and is a predicted model, not a curated record. Gene Ontology annotation, molecular function: protein binding. The annotation marks the transcript as partial. Lineage: Eukaryota; Fungi; Ascomycota; Sordariomycetes; Hypocreales; Hypocreaceae. The transcript has 6 exons.